Sphaeramia orbicularis (orbiculate cardinalfish) is the source of this 796-nucleotide messenger RNA. RefSeq names its product mitochondrial ribosomal protein L51 (gene mrpl51). The record is from RefSeq and is a predicted model, not a curated record. Gene Ontology annotation, molecular function: structural constituent of ribosome. Gene Ontology annotation, cellular component: mitochondrial large ribosomal subunit. The transcript is spliced from 4 exons. Lineage: Eukaryota; Metazoa; Chordata; Actinopteri; Kurtiformes; Apogonidae. Bases 180 to 575 code for a protein of 131 amino acids. Gene Ontology annotation, biological process: translation.
ACGCAAUGCAUUGUGGGAUAGACAAUAAUAUGGAAGCGGCUGCAGCGAGCAUGUUGGAAACUCAAUAACAUUUACUUUAACUGUUACAGAUUCACAUGAGGAUUUAACUGAUUGAUUGUCACGAAAAUAACAAACUGUCACAGGACUGUUAAUAGUGGUUGAAACAGAUAUCCUCGGACAUGUCAGUGCUGGGAGGUUUACUGAGAGCUGGCUCAUCCUUCUGUCAGUCUGCUGGGACUCUGCUCCACACGGCCAGGACCAUCUCUACUGGUACCUGCUGCCAGAUCAGAAUGCAUGCAAUCCCACAGCCGAAAAAGGUUGACCGGUGGACUGAAAAGAGGAGUAUGUUUGGGGUUUAUGAUAACAUCGGCAUCUUAGGUGAUUUCAAGGCUCAUCCCCGGGACCUCAUUGUGGCCCCCUGCUGGCUGAAGGGCUUCAAAGGUAAUGAACUGCAGCGACUAAUUAGGAAAAAGAAGAUGGUGGGAGACAGGAUGAUGACUCAGGACAGACACAACCUGGAGAAGAGGAUCCGCUUUCUGUAUCGACGCUUCAACCGUUACGGGAAACACAGAUAACGUGGAACUGAAGUAAUCUGCCAAUGAGGACUGUUGGAUCUACUGUGUGGGUUCAUCCUGUCAGUGCUGUAUGUUAUCAUGUUUUCUAUGUUAAAUGCUUACAAAGAGGCGAACUGUGUGUUUAGGAGCAACCGAUUUCUUGUAUUAUUUUUGUUGAUUGUAUUUACCAACUGACAAACAUAAUACAUGAUAUAAAAAUCCUAAAAAUACAUUCUGGGAGU